Messenger RNA from Ostrinia nubilalis (European corn borer), 1325 nucleotides. Its product is annotated as bromodomain-containing protein 8-like. Lineage: Eukaryota; Metazoa; Arthropoda; Insecta; Lepidoptera; Crambidae. The transcript has 7 exons. Gene Ontology annotation, cellular component: NuA4 histone acetyltransferase complex. The record is from RefSeq and is a predicted model, not a curated record. The coding region runs from base 216 to 1325 and encodes 369 amino acids.
CACUGUCAUGAUGUCACAAUAAUUUGUCAAUGUUGUCAAACAAAAUUUUGUUUGUUGUGCGUUGUGGUGCUUUUAUUUUUUCCAUUUACGAAAUAAAUUAACUGCAACGAUUAGAAAUGGUUAAAUAAUUGAAUUGCACUUUUAAGAUAAGUGUUAUAAGCAGAAGGUAUACGAAUUCAGCUUGAGACUGGCGUUUUUGUUAUCUAACCUAUAAAAUGAGUUCUAUACAAGAAAGGUUGCAGCUGAAAAGGGUGCCAUUAGACACUUGGAACAUAAGGGAACAGCUAUGCCUUGCGUCUGCGGUGUUAAGAAGCGGCGAUCAGAACUGGAUGUCGGUUUCCCGCGCCCUGAAAACCGUCGGCGAACCGAAUAGACCGCCUGACUGGUACUCGCAGAAAAGCUGUGCAGCCCAGUAUGGAGCAAUGUUGGAACACGUGGAGACUCCGAAGCGAAAGAAACGUAACUCCGAAGGCGGUGUGGACACGCCGCAAGAGAGCAUACUGCGGCGCCUCACGCAGGAGCGAAUGGUGGAGAUUCAGAAGACGGUCGCCGAGAUGAACCAGCAGCACGAACAGAUUAUGAACAAAAUGAACGAAGCACGCAACCCUGCCACCUCUGAAGAAAGACUCCGCGAGCUUUGGGCCAACAUCGAGGCGUCCAAACGUGCGAGGGAGAGAGAAAACGCGCGCCGCGCCGCGUGGCUGAAAGAGAGGGAAGAGCGGCGCGCCAGGGCUGACAGGACGUGGCGGCCGGCUCAGCCCACCACUCCUACGUCACCAGCCACUCCAGCACCGGCGUCGUCACCGUUGCUGACGUCAUUGCUGAAGUCAUCGCCGGUGGUGACCACCCCCCAACACAUAUCGCAUCCCAAUAAAGUCAUCGAUACUGUAUCACCGUCAGCCACCGCCCCGACUUUAUCAAUGCUUCUAGAAAACUCCGUGCCACCAGUGGAACAGCAACCGAAGCACACGGAAGACAAUAAACACGCUGCUCAGGACAGCAAGCAUGCAGCCAUUGAGCAUAUUAAGAGUCAACUACAGCAGAUUGAACAGCAGUUGAGUGCGUCAAGCAGCGCGUCUCCCGUCCCGCUUGCACCCGCGGUCGACAUCGACGACAUAGAGAUUAAGGCGGAGGACGUGUACGCCUUCCGGGAUGUUGACAUACACAUACCGCCCGUCGCACACAUGCAUAAGGCUAACGCACGGAUCAUAGAAAAACCUACAUUCAAGAAGGAUGAAGCGGAAAUAGUGGCGCCACCUAUAGAGGAUGCGGACGUCAACAUAGAUGUGAUUAAGGUAAAAAAUGCCGUGUACACUUUACAAUAA